AUGCCUCUUCUGCAGCUACUUUGCCUGCACCAGCAGAAGCGGAAGCGUCAGCAGUGGCGGCCCUUGAAGAGGAAAGGCCUUGCAAAGCCCAGUGAGCUUGGCCAACAGAACUAUCACACUUUGCUGGCAGAGUGCUUGAAGAAAGAGCGUUUGUUUGAAGACCAGUUCUUCCCAGCAGAUGUUAGGUCCAUAGGCACAGGACCAUUACUCCAGAAACUGCCCCAAAAGAUACAGUGGAAGAGGCCACAUGAGCUGCACAAGAAUCCAGUCUUUUAUUCUACCAACAAAAAAAGGCUUGCUCUAUGUCAAGGACUGAUAGAGAACUGCUGGUUUUUGGCUGCUGUGGAAGCUUUAACAUUUCAUCAAGACAUUUUGUUUAAUGUGGUGCCGCAAAACCAGAGCUUUGAGAGGAAGAAAUAUGCUGGAAUAUUUCAUUUCAAGUUCUGGCAUUUUGGAGAAUGGGUUGAUGUUGUAGUAGAUGACCGACUACCGGUAAAUGAAGCCGGUCAGCUUCUUUUCCUCUCUUCUGUUUACAAGAACCUAUUCUGGGGAGCUCUUCUGGAAAAGGCAUAUGCCAAGCUGUGUGGUUCUUAUGAAGAUCUACAAAUUGGGCAAGUGUCAGAAGCUCUAGUAGAUUUCACAGGGGGAGUUAAUAUGACAAUAAAGUUGGCUGAUGCACUGCCUGAUCUUUGGGAUAUCUUGACAAGAGCAACCUACAGCAGAUCUCUCAUGGGAUGCCAGACUCAUGCAGGGCCAACAAGAGUCCUGGAGAAUGGCUUAGUGGCUGGUCAUGCCUACACUGUGACUGGCAUUCGAAAGGUGACAUGCAAACAUGGACCUGAAAAUUUAGUAAGACUAAGAAAUCCCUGGGGAAAAGUUGAGUGGAAAGGGGAUUGGAGUGACAGCUCUGGAAAAUGGGAGCUGCUCAGCCCCAAAGAGAAGAUUUUGCUACGAAGAAAUUCUGAGGAUGGAGAAUUCUGGAUGUCAGUGGAAGACUUGCAAACCCAUUUUGUGGAUCUGAUGAUCUGUAAAUUGACUCCUGAUCUCAUGAGUCAGGAAGACGGGAAAAAGUGGAUGUGCUCUAUGCAGUUUGGCAAAUGGGUCAAAGGAAGCACAGCAGGCGGCAGAUUGAGGAGCCGCAGAGGUUCUUUUUGGAUGAAUCCCCAAUACUUGUUGAAAGUUUUGCAAGGCAACGGAAGCAAAAGAUCUUUAUACUCAUGCAGCGUGUUGGUGUCUCUGAUCCAAAAACACAGUGGCAAACAUCGGAAUCGGGUCCCUCAUUUUCACAUAGGCUUUUCGCUCUAUAAGGUGCAGAAGUCCUGUGACAAUAAUAAAAAGCUGCCUCCUGCUUUCUUCAUCUGGAAUGCACCUUUGAGUCAGUCACUGUUUGUGAAUGACCGGGAAGUGACUCAGGACUUCCGCCUCCGCCCUGGGACUUAUGUGGUGGUUCCCUCUACCUUGGAGCCUCAUCAGGAAUCAGAGUUUAUCUUGAGAAUCUUCUCCAGAAAGCACAGUCUGUGUGAAUUGGGCGGAGAUUCGAGCUGUGUCCUUUCAAAGGAAAUAGUUGAUAAACAUGAAGACUGGGAAGAUUUCUUCUCUAAGUACUUUGAUCAAUAUCCUGAAAUAAAUGUGGUGCAGCUGCAAAGGAUCCUAAACAGCAUGGCCUGGACAAGAAUCUCCCUCAGCAAUGAACUUUGUAAGCUGUUGACAAUCCGGUAUGGAAAUCCUGAUCUAAAAAUCACGUUUGAGAACUUUGCCUGCUUCAUGCUGCGUGUGGAACUCAUGAUGGUGGAUGAUGAUGACGCUUUAUUCAUGACACAGAGUAAAGGAGAAGCACUGAAUCAAGCUACAUGGGCCAUCAUGAACACAGUUGUCUGCCCUUUGAGGUAG
Python bivittatus (Burmese python) is the source of this 1890-nucleotide messenger RNA. RefSeq names its product calpain-14. Gene Ontology annotation, cellular component: cytoplasm. The record is from RefSeq and is a predicted model, not a curated record. Lineage: Eukaryota; Metazoa; Chordata; Lepidosauria; Squamata; Pythonidae. Gene Ontology annotation, molecular function: calcium-dependent cysteine-type endopeptidase activity. Gene Ontology annotation, biological process: proteolysis.